Malassezia pachydermatis is the source of this 6396-nucleotide messenger RNA. RefSeq names its product cch1-calcium channel (alpha subunit). Gene Ontology annotation, molecular function: high voltage-gated calcium channel activity. NCBI's taxonomy places the organism in Eukaryota, Fungi, Basidiomycota, Malasseziomycetes, Malasseziales, Malasseziaceae. Gene Ontology annotation, biological process: calcium ion import across plasma membrane. The transcript has a single exon. Gene Ontology annotation, cellular component: membrane; voltage-gated calcium channel complex. The record is from RefSeq and is a predicted model, not a curated record. Bases 1 to 6396 code for a protein of 2131 amino acids.
AUGACGCCAAGCGAACAAACUGGCCGCUCUUCCAGUCUAUCAGCCGUGGAGCCACCGCUAUGGUCCAGGCAAGAUGUGGAAGAGGAAGGCGAGUAUUCGAGCGCUGCGCCGGCCCUUGAUUGGGCUUCGACACGCUCUUCCUUGCUCGAUGAGACAAAAUCAACAGAGGCUAGCAUGGAUGAUGUCUUUGAUACAUUUCACAUCACGCCACAAAGGCUCGAGGCCGAUGACCGCCGCCAUGCUAAUGAACCAGGCAGUCUGUGGCGACAGUACCUGCCUAUGAAUGAGGUGGACGAUCGACCUCAGGGAGAAGAAGUACCGCCUCCAGACGAAGAAAAUUUGGCAGAAGAGAAAGAGUCCAUGCCAUCGCUCAAAGAAGCAUUCUCUCAGAUCAAACGAGCCACUCGAGAAAUGUUUGAGCGGGCUGUGCGGCGUAGGAAUGCACGUCGUGCGCGCUUUCCUGACCAAAUAUGGCUCCCCAUGCGUGAGAAUGGUGCAGAGGCAGUUGGUGUAAAUGAGCGAAUGCCAGUGUAUGCUUCUUUGCGGGGGAAAACGUUAUGUUAUUUUGGCCCUGACCAUCCCGUCCGCAUGUACUUGGCCAGACUACUUUCUUCAUGGUGGAUUGAGCCAACGAUUCUCGCCAUUAUUAUCAUGCAUUUGGUUGUGGUGACAGUCAUGGCCAGCCGCGAUGUAAACUACCAUCCCCGGUCGCAUAGGGCGAUGUCAGAAGCAGACGAAAUUUUGCUGCUGGUCAUCUUCGUGCUCUAUACCAUGGAAAUGAUGGCACGUGUGAUCGUCUCGGGCCUCCUUAUCAACCCGCCGCCAUACGACAUAGCGUCUGUGAAAGCAGGCGAACGGCCGUUCACGCAUGAACAGUCCAACACCGCCUUACGACUUUGGGAGAUGUAUGAUGCGCUGUGUGGCGCUAUCUACCGUUUCUUUCGUCCAUACAGCAAAGAGGCAAAGGAGUAUGCGCAAAUCAAACUAGCGAAGUUCCAGCCGACGCAAGGCGUUGGCCAGGCCCGACCUGAAGACUUUGAGCUGAUCGAGCCAUGGUGGGGCACCAACAGAGAGAAUGCGCAUUGGAUCCAGUGGAUUUACUAUGAGUGUAUUGCUGUGGCUUUGCAUCUGUCGCGAACGAUUACAGGUGACCCGCGGCAAAUGGCGAAACGUGCCUAUUUGCGCCAUAGUUGGAAUCGUGUGGAUACACUGGCGAUUCUGUGCUACUGGAUUGCACUGGGCCUCCAAAUAUCGGGUGUGGAUCGAACGCCAUUGCACCAUAUAUACAUUUUCCGUGGACUGAGUGUACUACGCUGCUCGCGUUUGCUGGGAUUAUGGGAAGGUACAGAGACCAUUUUACGCUCGCUGAAGCGUGUCUCACCCUUGCUGCUGCGUGUGUUCUUCUUUAUUGUCUUUGCGAUGCUUCUCUUUGCUGUCAUUGGUAUCCAAAGUUUCAAAGGAUCCUACCUUCGUCAGUGUGUGUGGAUUGGCGACCUGAACAACGAGCCACAACAGAACUUCACCCUCUCCCAAUUGUGUGGUGGCAGUGUCGACCCAAACAAUCAAAAUAAUACAAUCGGAUACAUUGGCUUUCAGGGGUCUUUGCAGCCACACCACGAUGCAAAAGGCUACAUUUGCCCGUACGGGCAGCUGUGUAUGGAGCAACCGAUGAAUCCGUUUAACGAUGUGAAGAGCUUUGACGACGUGUUCCAUUCGUUGCUGCAGGUGUCCGUGGUAAUCUCUCUCAAUGGCUGGUCCAACACAAUGUAUGACAUGAUUGACGCCGAUUACUAUACUGUGAUUAUGUUCUUCAUUUUUGGCAUUAUAAUUCUGAACCUUUGGCUUGCCAACUUGUUCGUCGCUGUGAUCUCGCACUCGUUUGCGUCGCUGAGUGCACAAACAGCACGUAGUGCGUUUGCCGCUGAAGUGAUGCGAGAGCGAACGAAUGAGCAGCCUGAACCGCUGCGCAAGCGGCGACGCCGACGACGCGUGGUGGAGUGGUACCGCCGUACACGGCGGUAUACCCAGUACAUCUGGCUGGCGCUGAUCAUUGUCAGUGUCGCUGUGCAGGGUAGCCAGGCGUCGUAUGAGUUCCCAGAGCAGCGCGCAUGGCGUCAACGAAUCGAGCGGUUCUUGGUCAUUCCCUUUGAUUUGGAGAUCAUUAUCCGUUGGGGUUUUGAUUGGCUGGAUGAUGGACCAGGCACCUUUUUCCGGCACAAGCGCAAUGUGCUCGACAUGGUGAUUGCCAUUAUCACGACCAUCAUACAGAUCCCUGUGGUGAGGAACUCGGCAUGGUACCCAUGGCUCACAUUUUUCCAACUCCUUCGGUUUUACCGUGUCAUUGCAGCGAUUCCACGUAUGAAGAGUUUGCUGCUUCGUGUGGUCGGUUCCAUGUCGGCGUUGUUCAACAUGAUUGCGUUCCUCAUUAUGACGAUUUUCCUAGCGGCCUUGGUCACCAUUCAACUAUUCCGAGGCGAUGUGCCCCCGCAAGACCCGGAUGGCAACGAUGCUGAGUUUACCUGGAAACAGCUCUUUAACGGCUUUUUGGGGGUCUACCAAAUCUUCUCAUCCGAGAACUGGAGCUCGACCCUGUUCAAUGUGGUGAGCGGCGAGAAGGACUGGCACCAAGGUGUUAUUUCGGCUAUCUUUUUGGUGGGAUGGUUCAUAUUUGCCAACUUUAUCCUCUUGCAAAUGUUUAUUGCGGUGAUCAAUGAAAACUUUCGCGUGGCUGAAGGUGAUAAAUACAAGCGGCAAAUGGAAAAUUACCUGCGGCGUACGGAAGUGCCAACGCCUUCGCUCCUAACGCGACUUAUGCAACGAUUCAGCCCGUUCCGUGUGCCGCAUGAGCAAGGGACCAUGCCACAUCGCCUGGAAGGCCCUUCGACGACGGAUACGAUGCGGUAUGUCGAUACAAGUAAUCUACCGAUGGGUGAAGAGAAGCCGUUGCGCAGCAUGUUUAUGCAGCUUGUCACACCAGACCAGGCUGGCCUAGUGUUCGGCACGCUGCAGCGUGUGCUACGUCUAGACAAGCCGCAAGAACAUGCGGAGUUGGCGGCCUUGCAAACGCAUGCCUUGAGCCAGUCGAAGAAAACCAGUACGAUGAACGAUAUUGAGGAGCUUAUCAACGAGCGUGAGGGGACCAACCUGCUGGAAAGCAAUGUGCGUACGAUGCGAGUGGAUUUGGGUUUGAGCAACAAAGACGAUGAGAACGAGUUUUUGGACUACUACAUGAAUCAUGCCAGCAAAGACCCACGUAUUCGCUUGGCGCAGAUGAUGGCGGAACACCCUUCGUACGAUCGUUCAUGGUUCCUCUUCUCCAACCGCAAUCCGAUCCGGCGUUUCUGCCAGAGUAUGACGCGCUGUCCACAUGGCGAGCGAGUGUUUGGCCGACCGAUGUCCAAGUUCCGACACUACAUUUUCCAAACCGUGGUCCUCGGUGCGAUUGUGGCCUCGGUGGUCAUGGCUGGGAUUGCGACACCAGCGUACCGCAAAAAUUUCUACGCAGAGCACAAGGUGAUCUACUAUUCGUGGUUUGCGAUUGUUGAGAUCAGUUUGUCGGCGAUUUUCGUGGCCGAGUUCUUUGUGAAGACCAUUGCGGAUGGGUUCAUCUUCACGCCCAAUGCGUAUCUACUCAACAUGUGGAACUUGCUCGAUAUGUUUGUGCUGAUCUUUUUGCUGAUCAAUGUGAUUAGUGAGCUGGUCGUCCCAGGUGGUGUAUCGCAUUUUACUCGAGCUAUCAAGGCGUUCCGUGCCUUGCGUCUCAUUAAUUUGAGCUCGUUGAUGCGUGAUACGUUCCAUGCGGUGAUUAUUGCUGGCGCUGGCCAUAUCCUGGAUGCGGCGAUACUCGCAUUGUUGUACAUUAUUCCCUAUGCUGUUUGGGGCCAGAACCUGUUCGCAGGACUGUUGUAUGCCUGUACAGACACAAGCAGUUCGAUUGUGACCAAGCUGGAUUGCCAUGGCGAGUAUUCCUCCUCGCCCCUGAACUGGGCCUUCCUUGCGCCGCGUGUAUGGGAGAAUCCCUCAGAAGGAAGCAAGUACUCGUUUGACGACUUUAAGAGCGCAUUGCUCAUCCUCUUCGAGAUUGUCUCUCUCGAAGGCUGGAUCGAUGUCAUGACACGUGCUAUGAGUAUCACAGGGCGUGAUCGACAGCCAGACAGAGACGCGUCACAGCACAAUGCCGUGUUCUUCUUGAUCUACAACUUGAUCGGUGCAGUAAGCGUUUUGACGCUGUUCGUCUCGGUGAUCAUUGAAAACUUCCAGCGGUACUCCGGCGCUGCUUUCUUGACCACCGAGCAGCGACAAUGGCUGGAUUUGAAGCGCCAACUGCAGCGCCAAGCCGCGUCGAAGCGGCCUCAGAAACCACCGUCCCAGCCAUUUAAGCGGUGGUGCUUUGAGGCGGCGAUUCGUAAGCGCGGAUGGUGGCAACGGUCCAUGACACUGCUGUACUGUAUCGUAUUGGUGCUCCUCAUGUCGCAGACCAAUGCAGAGACGCAAGGCGAAGAUCGAGGCCGCUCCAUUGCGUACUCUAUAAUUGCUGUGGUAUUCCUCUUCGACAUUGUGAUCCGAUGCUAUGGCCUGGGCCUGCACAGUUUCCGCCGCAGUUACUGGAAUUGGUACGACAUCUUCGUGAUGGCCGGCACGUUUGCGACGAGUAUUUCCCGAGCCAUUUAUCCAUCCUCGUCACAGGUCCAUGCACAACUGCAAAAGAUCUUCCUGACAGGCGUCACAUUGAAGCUGUUCCAGCGUAGUGAUGCUCUUGAUUUGCUCUUCAAGACGGCAGUCAGCUCCAUUCCAGCGAUUGUCGCCCUAUUCCUGCUAUGGCUGACCAUGUUCUUGGUAUGGGGCAUUAUGUUGGUCGAAGUGUUUGGACUCACGAAAUGGGGGCCCAACGAGACACAUGCCAAGAACCUGGGCUCGCUAUGGCGUACGCUGAUCUUCUUGUCCAUGACAUCCACCGGCGAAGGCUGGAAUUCGUACAUGCACGACUUUGCGGUUCAGCCGCCUAUGUGUACACCGUCGAGCAACUAUCUGGAGACGGACUGUGGAAGUGUGUCGUGGGCCUACUUUUUGUUCAUUUCGUGGAAUAUCAUCUCCAUGUUCAUCUUCCUUAACAUGUUCACGGGUACUGUCGUGGAGAACUUCUCGUACGUGUACCAUUUGCAAGGCUCGACUGCGUUAUCGCGUGAUCAGAUGCGCCUGUACAAAGACACCUGGAGCAAAUUUGAUCCACAGGGCCGUGGCUACAUUCGGCAGGACCAAAUUGUGCCCUUCUUGGCUCACUUGUCGGGUAUGUUUGAAGUGAGUCUGUUUCCACCCGAUAUGCGUGUCCAUGCACUGAUGAAUGUGUCCCGCGUGCAUGUGCCUGACAUGGAUGAGCCAUCUUCGCCCAAUUCAUCCCGUCGCCAUCGACUAUGGCCACGCUCACCACGCUCCCCAAAGACACCACGAAGUGCCAAGGUUCCGCCGUCGCCCAACUCGGUGUCGUCACGCCGCAGUUCCGGGAGCACAAGUGCCGUAGAGCCGUCUGUGGCCGACUUGGGCUUAUUGCAGGGUCGAACAGACUUGGACGUCUUGCCUCUCUCACGAGUAGAGAGUGGCAUUGAUCUCGAGAAGCUCGAGGCAAAACUGUCGCGUGCCAAUUGGGGUGAGCUGCGCAUGCGCCGCCAACGCCUGAAUCGCAUGUACCAAGAAGCGGUGCUCAGUGACAAAGGCAAGGGCGUGUCGUUUUCAUCGAUGUUGUUCAUCAUUGCGUACCAUAAGCUCUGUGGCUCACCGACCAACAUGGAAGUGUCAGAGUUUAUUGAGCGCCGUGCUCUCAUGAACAAGAUUGAUGCCAGGAUCAAGUUGGAGCGCGUACGUGGCCUAUUGCAUAGUGUGUACUUGCGCCGCCGCUUCCUGGCUGCUCGGGCAGGAGAGCCAUUCACGCGUGUCGCAGUCCCGAGCGAUGACCGUGGCUUCCCUUCGAUUACAGUCGAGCGUACAGCCACCAUGCAUCACCCCUCGACACCUUCCCGUCACACUCGCCCUGUGAUUCAUAUCAGCACAGACAUUAAUCCGUUCCAUAUGUCCGACGAGGAGGAAGGUGAGGGUGGCAGCAGUCACAGGGGCAGCAUGCCGAGUGGUGAGCCUGUCACGCCAUCACGCAUUUAUGACCAUUAUACGGACACCGUGGACGGGGUCGAUGUGACCAGUCUUCAUGAGGUACGCCUAACGCCGCUCUCUGCGCAGCUUUCGCGCUCGCGUACACCCGUCUCGAGCGGAAGCUCAGACCCACCUGGCGUCGAUACACCCACAGCGUCGCCCAGGUACCCCUCUUCUCUUUCAGAUACGUGGACGCAGAUCAUGCGCCGCCUAUCUCAUGAUUCACGACCUGAUGACGAUCCUCAUCUACUUUAA